GCCGGUCCCGGGCAGCCGCUCAGCCCCCUGCCCCCCGCCGCCCGCCGCCUGGGCCGGGCCGAGGAUGCGGCGCAGCGCCUCGGCGGCCAGGCUCGCUUCCCUCCAGCCCGCUUGCUAACUUCCCUGGCUCCGUCCCUGUCCGUCAGCGGGCCGCCCCGUCUCCUCCCGCUCUCUGGUUCGGGUCCUCCAGGCGCGCCGGGCGCUGCCGCCGUGUGCCCCCUGCUGCCAGCCUGCGCGCCCGCGGCCCCCGCCCGCGCCUCGCGCCCGCGCCCCGUCGUCGCCUGGUCAUGCUGCCCCUCUGCCUCGUGGCCGCCCUGCUCCUGGCCUCCGGGCCCGGGCCGAGCCUGGAGGACGAAGCCAUCCACUGCCCGCCCUGCUCCGAGGAGAAGCUGGCGCGCUGCCGCCCCCCCGUGGGCUGCGAGGAGCUGGUGCGGGAGCCCGGCUGCGGCUGUUGCGCCACUUGUGCCCUGGGCAAGGGGAUGCCCUGCGGGGUGUACACCCCGCGCUGCGGCUCGGGCCUGCGCUGUUACCCGCCCCGGGGGGUGGAGAAGCCCCUGCACACGCUGAUGCACGGUCAAGGCGUGUGCAUGGAGCUGGCGGAGAUCGAGGCUAUCCAGGAAAACCUGCAGCCCUCUGACAAGGAUGAGGGUGACCACCCCAACAACAGCUUCAGCCCCUGUAGUGCCCAUGACCGCAGGUGCCUGCAGAAGCACUUUGCCAAAAUUCGAGACCGGAGCACCAGUGGGGGCAAGAUGAAGGUCGUUGGAGUGCCCCGGGAGGAAGCCCGGCCUGUGCCCCAGGGCUCCUGCCAGAGCGAGCUGCACCGGGCCCUGGAACGGCUGGCCGCCUCACAGAGCCGCACCCAUGAGGACCUCUACAUCAUCCCCAUCCCCAACUGCGACCGCAAUGGCAACUUCCACCCCAAGCAGUGCCACCCCGCCCUGGAUGGGCAACGCGGCAAAUGCUGGUGUGUGGACCGGAAGACAGGAGUGAAGCUGCCGGGGGGCCUUGAGCCGAAGGGGGAGCUGGACUGCCACCAGCUGGCUGAUAGCUUCCGCGAGUGAGCCCUGCCAACAGGCAGGGGACUCAGUGCCCCCUGCUACUCUCUCCCCUGGAGGCUGCAGAACUGACCAGGAGCCUGGGUCUGAGUCCUGGCUCUGCCUCUGGCCCAGAAGUUUCCCUCGGGUGUGUGUGUGUGUGUGUGUGUGUGUGUGUAUGUGUGUAUGAGUAUGAGCAUGGGUGUGCCCUUGGGAUGAGCUGGAGCCUAGGGGUGUCCUCUUUGGGUUUAGAUAGCCCAAGAGGUCUGAGAGUGGCAAUGGGGAAGCCCUGGUGUGUUUCCAAAUUGAUCCUGGAUUCAUUCAUUCAUUCAGCCAUCUAGCCACCCAGCCAUCUAAAAACAUUUAUUGACCACGUACUACAUGCCACUUCUAGUUUUCAGCCCUGGGGCCUCUUAUUCUGCCUUCCUCUGAUUUAGGGAUGUGGGGCCACCUCCUAUAAGAUGAGCACAAGCCUGUGGAAGAAGAGAAGUCCCAUUUCCAGAAUCAGAGGAGGAAAGUAGACAUGUACCUUGACAAUUGUCCCUCCUCUCAUUCUAGUCAGAGGGUAGAGGUCAUAGGCAAGGUGUAGGGUGGCAGAUGGCUCAAAGGUCAGGAGACCCAGACCCAUUUCCAAAGCUGAGGCCUGCCAGGCUCCCCUUUUCUUUCUUCCAGGUCCCUCCAGGGGGAAGGACCUACAAAGACAAGCCAAGAUCCAUCUCAGCUUUUGGGUCGAGUGUGGUGCCAUCUGCUUGGUUGCCUGGUAGCCCAGACCCCACUAUGGGGGAGGGAAGAAGGUCGGAGAAAGGUCUGCAGGACAGAGGGCUGGGGAGGUGGGGCCCAUCUCUGAGCAGUCAAGAUUGGAGGAAAGAAUGCAUGGUCAGACUGUAUGUGCCUGAUGGAGAAGAGGACCCACAUUCCGGGGGUGAGGGACUUGCCUUGGGUCUUGCUUCCUUCCUCAUUUGUGGUCACAGCCAUGAGGUCACCAGGAUGACUCCAUCCUUCAGUGGCUCACACUCUGUGGCUCUGCCUCCCUCCCCACAUCUCUUUCCCCUGCACCCCCCUCCCCCACACUGCCCUACCCCCUGGGCAUUUUCUGGCUUGACUGGAUAGAAGGAGACUUAGGGACCUACCAGUUGGCCAUAGUGUCUUUUCUUUUUCUUUUGUGUUUUUUUUUUUUUUUUUACAAAACAAAACAAAAAUCUA
This is a messenger RNA of Equus caballus (horse), 2240 nucleotides long. It is a transcript of the gene IGFBP4, whose product is annotated as insulin like growth factor binding protein 4. NCBI's taxonomy places the organism in Eukaryota, Metazoa, Chordata, Mammalia, Perissodactyla, Equidae. Gene Ontology annotation, biological process: regulation of insulin-like growth factor receptor signaling pathway. Gene Ontology annotation, cellular component: extracellular region. The record is from RefSeq and is a predicted model, not a curated record. Gene Ontology annotation, molecular function: insulin-like growth factor I binding; insulin-like growth factor II binding.